AUGGUCGAUCUGAUACUGACUACCAAGAAGCAGAAUGAAAUGGAACACCAAGCUCUCCAGAGAGCAGGUGCCUGGUCCAAAUAUACGUCUAGCAGUUUGGUAGCUCUGGCGGGAAAAAGGGAAAGAUCAGAUAUCGAGAGUCUUAUGAAGGUGCCACCGAUCACGCUAUUCCAAUCCAUCCGGUCUCCAUGGUACGUAGGGGGGGACGAUGAUCAUAGAAGAUCAUGA
Macrosiphum euphorbiae (potato aphid) is the source of this 228-nucleotide messenger RNA. NCBI's taxonomy places the organism in Eukaryota, Metazoa, Arthropoda, Insecta, Hemiptera, Aphididae. The record is from the annotation of a GenBank genome assembly.